This is a messenger RNA of Rhodamnia argentea, 2635 nucleotides long. RefSeq names its product carbon catabolite repressor protein 4 homolog 1-like. The record is from RefSeq and is a predicted model, not a curated record. Gene Ontology annotation, cellular component: nucleus; CCR4-NOT complex; cytoplasm. Gene Ontology annotation, molecular function: poly(A)-specific ribonuclease activity. The coding region runs from base 459 to 2267 and encodes 602 amino acids. Lineage: Eukaryota; Viridiplantae; Streptophyta; Magnoliopsida; Myrtales; Myrtaceae. Gene Ontology annotation, biological process: nuclear-transcribed mRNA poly(A) tail shortening. The transcript is spliced from 13 exons.
UACCACCACGACCAGUCCGCAGGAGCAGCAGACGCACGUACUCUCUCUCUCUCUCUCUCUCUCUCUCUCGCAAUCCCAGUAUUACCAGUUCUGACUCCACUCCUCCAUCUUCCCCCCUCUGUAAAACCCUAGAAAUCGAUUCCUCCUCUCUCCCUCCGUCCGUCGAUCCAUCCAGUCGAGCCCUCGAUUUCUUCAUCUCCGGCACAUCGAGUUGCGUCGUCUUUCUUCCGUACCUGCUCGAGAAUCGCGUCGCGGCGGUGGUGCUUGAUUUGGGGACCGUGGUCAUCUUGGGGCCUGUGAGCGAGGGAGAACGGAGCUGGGGAGGUCCGACAAGGCUGGCGGGUUCCGGGGCCUCGUAAAUGGCGGAUCCGCCAGGUAUCCGCCGGGGGAAAGACGCUGCCUUUGUUCAAUCGGUUUCGCCAGAGUUCGAGCGCUGUGACAAUCGCGAGGAUUAAAGUAUGCUGAGCGUGCUUCGCGUGCACUUGCCCUCGGAUAUACCCAUUGUAGGCUGUGAGCUCACGCCGUACGUGCUUCAGCGACGACCCGACAAGUCUCUCUCAACGGACGAUGUCCCCGAGUCCGCUCCAGUGGACGGCCACUUCUUGAGAUACAAGUGGUACCGGAUACAAAGCGAUAAGAAAGUUACGGUCUGUAGUGUACAUCCAUCUGAACAAGCCACAUUGCAGUGCCUAGGUUGUGUUAAGGCCAAAAUACCUGUUGCUAAAAGCUACCAUUGUUCGCCUAAGUGCUUUUCAGAUGCAUGGCAGCAUCACCGAGUUCUGCAUGAUCGUGCUGCAAGUGCUGUCAGUGAGAAUGGGAAUGAGGAGGAAGAGUUAUUCGGACGUUUCAACAGCUCAGGAUCUGGAGUUGUUAAUACUGCUUUAUCUGGUUCUUUAUCUAGUUCUACAUUGACAAAUGGAUCGGCGCCUUUGUAUCCGCAGACAGUUACACAAAGGAGUGGUGGUGUUACUUGGAUUGAGGUAGGACGCUCUAAAACUUAUACCCCAAGCGCAGAUGAUAUCGGUCAUGUUCUUAAGUUCGAGUGCGUGGUGGUUGAUGCGGAGACAAAACUUCUUGUUGGACAUGUCAACACCAUUUUGACUUCUUGCGUCAUUCCUGCACCUUCUCCUAGUCCACGACGAUUGAUCCCUGUUAGUGGAGUUGAUAUGAUGGGAAAUGUAGAUUCAGAUGAUCGUGUUUCCUCUGGAACAUUUACUGUGCUUUCAUACAACAUUUUGGCUGAAGUUUAUGCCUCCAGUGAGUUUUACAGUUACUGCCCUUCAUGGGCUCUUUCUUGGCAAUAUCGCAGACAGAAUUUGCUACGGGAAAUAGUGGGUUAUCGUGCAGACAUUGUUUGCCUUCAAGAGGUUCAAAGUGAUCAUUUUGAGGAGUUUUUCGCCCCUGAAUUAGACAAACAUGGUUAUGAAGCUUUGUACAAGAGAAAAACAAACGAGGUUUAUGGUGGGAAUAUCGAUACAGUAGAUGGGUGUGCUACAUUUUUUCGCAGAGAUAGAUUUUCUAACGUAAAAAAAUACGAGGUUGAAUUUAACAAAGCAGCACAGUCCUUGACAGAAGCAUUGGUUCCAAGCACCCAGAAGAAAGCUGCUUUAAAUCGAUUAGUUAAGGACAAUGUUGCUUUAAUAGCUGUUCUAGAAGCAAAAUUCAGUAAUCAGGGAGGUGAUAAUCUCGGAAAAAGACAGCUUCUUUGCGUGGCGAAUACUCAUAUUAAUGUCCCACAAGAUCUAAAGGAUGUGAAGCUUUGGCAGGUCCAUACCCUUUUGAAAGGAUUGGAGAAAAUUGCUGCCAGCGCUGAUAUUCCAAUGUUAGUGUGUGGCGAUUUUAAUUCCGUCCCAGGAAGUGCGCCUCAUUCACUUCUUGCUAUGGGAAAGGUUGAUCCAGUGCAUCCAGAUUUAUUGGUCGAUCCCUUGGGUAUCUUGCGCCCUUCUAGCAAGCUGGCCCAUCAGUUACUAUUGGUCAGUGCGUACUCAUCCUUUGCGAGAAUGGGUGCCGGUCCUGGUUUGGAGCAGCAAAAGAGGAGGUUGGACAGCACAACAAAUGAACCUCUGUUCACUAAUUGCACCAGAGAUUUCAUCGGCACAUUAGAUUAUAUAUUUUACACUGCGGACUCUUUGACGGUGGAGUCUUUGCUGGAGCUCUUGGAUGAGGAUAGCUUGAGAAAAGAUACAGCACUUCCUUCUCCAGAGUGGUCUUCUGAUCAUAUAGCUCUUUUAGCAGAAUUUCGUUGCAAGCCAAGACCCAGACGUUGACUCUUCAGUUUCAUCUAUGAGCAAAGGUAAGUGCUGGAGACACCUAAGGCAAGUGAAGUGCAAGUUAAUAGACAAGGAUGAAGGUGUUCCCGAAUGCAUAUCCUAUCCUUUCCAGGUAGAUGCUUGUGGGAUCCUCGCUAUGAUCUCUGCCCGUGUAAUGUCCACCGUUGUCACAUAAAAGAAAGUGAAACCGACGUAUUGAGAUACGUCCUCUUUUUUUUCUUUUUAACCUUUCCGUCCAUAGAAAAUUGUUCAGCAAUGUCCACCAGCUCUCAAUAGAAGAUAGUCAUUAUCCUGUACUCUAAUUUUAUCAGCAAAGCAAAUGGUUGAUGGACUGCAUUUGCAUGUCCUUUUUACAGUGUUCCUUA